Messenger RNA from Hermetia illucens (black soldier fly), 3481 nucleotides. It is a transcript of the gene Stt3B, whose product is annotated as dolichyl-diphosphooligosaccharide--protein glycosyltransferase subunit STT3B. Gene Ontology annotation, cellular component: membrane. The coding region runs from base 288 to 2600 and encodes 770 amino acids. Gene Ontology annotation, biological process: post-translational protein modification. Gene Ontology annotation, molecular function: dolichyl-diphosphooligosaccharide-protein glycotransferase activity. The record is from RefSeq and is a predicted model, not a curated record. The transcript is spliced from 6 exons. Lineage: Eukaryota; Metazoa; Arthropoda; Insecta; Diptera; Stratiomyidae.
GUGUUUUUGUUGGGCGACGUGUCAUUUACAGGCAGAUCUCCGAUUUUCCUCGUCGACGAUCACGUUUGUGCAAAUGUUGGAAAAAUUCUAAGGACACGGUCUCGAAAUCCGUGCAGUUUAAGCGCAACCGAAUUGCACACAGCCGCGGUGUUCGCACUUGGAAAAGUCCCAAUUAGCUGACCAGUUUAGUGUUUAUCGUGGAAUAGCGGGCGUACGCGAGUUCCGUGUGAUUUUCUCCACGUCUUCGUGGCGGUCGCGGAUAAACUGCACCAGCAAAAACAAUCACAAUGAAUCGACAGGCAAAGUUCAUGAAUCGGCGGACGGCCGGCUACAGCAGUCUUAUCACAUUCGCCGUGUUAAUGAUUGCCUGGCUCUCGGGCUUCGCGUCGAGGCUGUUUGCGGUAAUUCGGUUCGAGAGUAUCAUUCAUGAGUUCGAUCCGUGGUUCAAUUACCGCGCGACCGCGCAUAUGGUGCAGCAUGGGUUCUACCAGUUCCUGAAUUGGUUCGACGAGCGCGCCUGGUACCCGCUGGGGCGGAUCGUCGGCGGGACCGUGUACCCCGGCCUGAUGAUCACGUCCGGCGGCAUCCACUGGCUGCUGCACCUGCUGAACAUUCCCGUUCACAUCCGCGACAUUUGUGUGUUCCUCGCUCCAAUUUUCAGUGGCCUUACUGCAAUCUCCACGUACCUGUUGACGAAGGAGCUGUGGUCGCCGGGAGCGGGUCUGUUCGCGGCCAGCUUCAUCGCCAUCGUCCCCGGCUACAUUAGUCGUUCCGUGGCCGGGUCGUACGAUAACGAGGGCAUUGCAAUCUUCGCCCUGCAGUUCACCUACUUCCUGUGGGUGCGAUCCGUUAAGACAGGGUCCGUUUUCUGGGCCGCAAUGGCAGCUCUCUCGUACUUUUACAUGGUGUCCGCCUGGGGCGGCUACGUCUUCAUAAUCAACUUAAUCCCACUUCACGUGUUUGUUUUGCUUAUCAUGGGACGCUACACGCCACGUCUCUUCACCAGCUACACAACGUUCUACAUUCUGGGCCUCUUGUGCUCCAUGCAGAUCCCGUUCGUCGGCUUCCAGCCCAUCCGCACGAGCGAACAUAUGGCAGCGAUGGGGGUGUUUGCACUCCUUAUGGCCGUCGCUUUCCUGAAGUACCUACAGAGCGUCCUGUCCAAGAGCGAGUUCAAGAAACUCUUUAUUUUCGGGUCGUUGUUCGCGGCGAUAAUUGUCUUCGCAGCCGUUGUACUGCUCACGCUAAUGGGAGUGGUUGCACCGUGGAGCGGUCGUUUCUACUCGCUCUGGGACACAGGAUACGCCAAGAUCCACAUCCCCAUCAUCGCUUCCGUUUCGGAACAUCAGCCGACGACGUGGUUCUCCUUCUUCUUCGAUCUGCACAUUUUGGUGUGCGCGUUCCCGGUGGGGCUGUGGUAUUGCAUCAAAAAGGUGAACGACGAGAGAGUGUUCGUUGUGCUGUACGCGAUCAGCGCUGUUUACUUUGCGGGCGUUAUGGUGCGGCUGAUGUUGACGUUGACACCUGUUGUUUGCAUGCUGGCGGGAAUAGCGUUCUCGGGGUUGCUGGAAGUGUUCUUGAAGGAGGACAGCGCACCGAACAAGCAGUCGAGCGAGGAGGCUGACGAAAGUGCCGUGGAAAAGAAGAAUAUGUAUGACAAGGCUGGUAAAUUGAAGCACCGUCCCAAGCACGAAUCGUCUCAUGAAUCGAAUGCCGGCAUUGGAUCCAACAUCAAAAGUAUUGUUAUUGUUGCAAUUCUCAUGCUCCUGAUGAUGUUUGCUGUCCACUGUACCUGGGUCACCAGCAACGCAUACUCAAGUCCAUCUAUUGUCCUUGCGUUCCACAACAGCCAAGACGGAUCUCGUAAUAUUCUUGAUGAUUUUCGUGAAGCUUAUUACUGGCUCUCACAAAACACAGCAGAUGAUGCGCGCGUAAUGUCAUGGUGGGAUUAUGGCUACCAAAUAGCUGGGAUGGCAAAUCGUACUACAUUAGUGGAUAAUAACACAUGGAACAAUAGUCAUAUAGCUCUAGUCGGCAAAGCAAUGUCAUCGCCUGAGGAAAAAGCCUAUGAAAUUAUGACAUCGCUUGAUGUUGAUUAUGUUCUAGUAAUUUUCGGUGGUGUAAUUGGUUAUUCAGGCGAUGAUAUCAAUAAAUUUUUGUGGAUGGUGAGAAUAGCAGAGGGUGAGCAUCCAAAGGAUAUUCGUGAAAGUGAUUUUUUCACAGAACGGGGAGAGUUUCGUGUCGACGCUGAAGGCGCACCCGCUCUACUUAAUUGCUUAAUGUACAAAUUGAGUUACUAUAGAUUUGGAGAAUUGAAAUUAGAUUAUAGGGGCCCUUCAGGUUACGAUAGAACAAGAAACGCCGUAAUUGGAAACAAAGAUUUCGACCUUACAUAUUUAGAGGAAGCGUAUACAUCAGAACAUUGGCUUGUGAGGAUCUAUCGUGUCAAAAAGCCCCAUGAAUUCAACCGACCUGCCUUAAAAGUGAACGAAAGGGCGAUCCCUCCCAGCAAUUAUAUCUCCCGAAAGACAUCAAAACGGCGGAGAGGUUUCAUCAAAAACAGGCCGGUUGUCGUGAAGGGGAAACGUUCGAAAAAAUAGAAAUGCCACCCUCAUCAUAUAAAUAAUAAAUUAAAUAAAGAUUUAAUUUAGAAUGCAAGAUGCGACAGAACGAAUAAAUGGAAAAAUGAAAUUGAAAACAUUUUUAUAGGAGACAAAAAAAAAAACAAAUCAAAUUAAAGUAAAUCGAUUCUCUAAGCCUAACGCUGAAACCAAAAUCGGUUUAUUCUACGUAGACAUAUUAAACAAAUUUCUUCGUCGGUUCUUCGUUUCCUACCAUCUUAAAUCUAUAUGGUUUGCAGUGGCCUUAAAACAAUUCUGUAAAACAGCACCCAGUUUUUCUGAAGGUCAUUUACAUGUGUAUGUUCACAAUCUUCCUAGUUUUUGUGUUUGUCUUUUCUGCACCUUUUCAUCUCCGCCUAAUUUCUUCUCUUAUGUUACUUUUUCUCAAUAUUUUGUGUUCGCGUCACGUAAAUCUAAAUAUCCUAAUCGUUAAAAAUGUAUUCGUUAAUUAUUUCCUUCCCACCUCAUGUUCGUGUGUGUUGUAUGUUCUGUAAAUCCCACAAACAAAAAAAAAAGAAAAAAUAUUGCGAAUUUUCUUCAAACAUGGAUUAUAUGUCAUUUCACAAUUUGCAGCAACUAUUUUAUUGUUUUAUGUGUGAUAUAGUUAAAUAAUUAACUAUGAAACUGAAAUCGAUUCGAUUCGUUUUAGAAAAGAAAGUACAUAUAGUUGUGGAUAUUUGGUUUUUUCCUGUUUCGUUUAGAAGAAAAUCUAGCCCAAGAUGUAAAAAAUUUCGUUGCACUUAUAAGCGAAUAAUUAUUUUGAAUGAAUUUAUUUUCAGAUGAAAUCAUGUUUUUUUAAAUGUUCUUGAGGUGUAAACGGAUUAAUUUAAUUAGUUAAUAAAGGGAAAAAUUGAAGAAAA